Molecule: messenger RNA, 2220 nt
Organism: Photinus pyralis (common eastern firefly)
Lineage: Eukaryota; Metazoa; Arthropoda; Insecta; Coleoptera; Lampyridae
Product: medium-chain acyl-CoA ligase ACSF2, mitochondrial-like
Exons: 8
Coding region: 232-1923 (563 amino acids)
Biological process (GO): fatty acid metabolic process
Molecular function (GO): medium-chain fatty acid-CoA ligase activity
Source: RefSeq, a predicted model, not a curated record
UCUAGUUCUAUAAAACUAUAUAACGUUUGAUGGUGCAAUUAUGUUAUGCCAAUAUUAUGGUGGAUAGAUAUAAAUAUCUAAUUAUAUAAUGUGCGUGUUUAUUCAGUAAACUGUCCUUGAAUACCCUUAAAUAACCACAUGGGACGUACAUAAAUCGCUAGAUCGAACUUCCGGACGCAAUUGGAAGGUUAACUUAGCUGUAUCGUAUGAUAGUCAAAAUAAAUAGUAGAUAUGAACAGAUUCGGGUGUGCUAGGUUCUAUUCCAACGUAAGCUACUUCCACCAUAUAGGAAAGACGCCAUUGGAAUACAUUUCCUUUGGAAAGCUACUGGAACGCACAGCAUUGCAGUAUCCUGAACGAGACGCCGUGAUAUCGGUGCAAGAAAACAGAAGAAUUACCUAUCAGGAUCUACUAUCACAAGCCGAUCGAUUUGCAGCAGGCCUACAACAAAUUGGCAUAAACUAUGGUGACCGUGUCGGACUUUGGGCACCCAACAUCUUAGAAUGGAGUAUAAUUUGCUUCGCUUGCGCACGGGCAGGAUUCGUAGUGGUGCCCAUUAAUACUGGAUACGUAAAACAGGAAGUAGAGUAUUGCAUUAACAAAGUGGGUUUAAAAACCAUUAUAUGCCCAGAAAGAUACAACAAACAACACUUCUACGCAACGCUGUGCUCCAUUAUAAACAACUUAGACAAUCAAAAACCUGGAAAUUUAAACAAUACCAACACCCCGUCCCUUAAAAGCAUCAUAACUAUAUCCGAAAACAAUCUUGGUGGCUCGUUUAAUUAUAACGACAUCAUGGAUUUUGCAAAUGAAACCUCCAUAAGAGAAAUUAGAGCGAACCAACAGCAUGUUACCCCCGAAAGCCUGGCAAAUAUUCAGUUCACAUCCGGCACCACAGGACAACCGAAAGCAGCAACUGUAACCCACCACAACGUUGUCAAUAAUUCACUUUCCGUCGGCAAGCGAAAUGAACUUGAUACGAAACAUCACAAAAUCUGUGUCCAGGUGCCAUUCUUCCACACGUAUGGUUACACAAUUACAAUUGGAGCUGCCGUGAGUUAUGGGGCUACAAUGGUUGUACCCUCCUCCACAUACAAUUCGCUACAAAACUUGAGAGCGAUCAAACAGGAAAAUUGCACUGUCAUUCAUGGUACGCCAACAAUGUACGUAGAUUUAGUGAACGUCCAGCUGCAACACAAUGAAAAAAUCUUUCCCGAAAUAGCGGUUUCGGGGGGAGCACCAUGUUCGCCGGAACUGUUUAAGAAAAUGAAACGACACCUAAACGUGAAAAAGAUGAAGUCAGUAUACGGCUUAACUGAGGUAACAGCGGUCGCCUUUCAAUCUACUCCGUUAGAUGAUGAGGACAAAGUGCUCAACACUGUCGGGCACGUAGGCGACAAUUUAGAAGUAAAAGUUGUGGAUGAAGAAAAUAACGUAGUGCCUUCAGGAACACCCGGCGAGCUAUGCGUUCGGGGAUACAGUGCCAUGGUGGGUUACUGGGAAGACAAGGAGAAAACUGCUGAAAUGAUCGACGAUCGCCGCUGGUUAAAAACGGGAGACCAAUUCAUUCUCGACAAAGACGGCUAUGGAAGAAUUGUCGGAAGGAUAAAGGAUAUGAUAAACCGAGCGGGAGAGAACAUAUUCCCAAAAGAAAUUGAGGAUUUACUCUACACGCAUCCUGACAUAUUAGAAGCGCACGUGAUUGGUUUGGCACAUGAAAGAUUAGGCGAAGAGGUUUGCGCUUGUGUUAAAGUGCAAGAUGGCGCCGAAUUGACACUUGAAGCAAUUACAGAGUUUUGUAGAGGGAAAUUAGCUAAAUUCAAAAUUCCCAGUCAACUAAGGAUUGUCGAUGAAUUCCCUAAGACACAAUCGGGAAAAAUCCAAAAAUUCUUGUUAAAGAAACGGUACGAGUCGGUUACAUAAACGUACUAUCAAUUUUUAUGAACGUGCAUAAUUAAUUAUGCAACGUGGUUUCUUCGGCCACAGGAAUUAUCACAAAUUUUUAUUGGUCUUUAUAAUCCUUUUACUAUUGCAAUUAUAUGAACAAGCCUUUUGUAUUUAUUACUUUCACUUAACGAGUUCCUAAAGCGGGCUCAUGACUUUCUGCCCGUCCGUCCGUCCGUCUGUAUACAUGAUAACGCGAACGCUUUCGAAUUUUGCAAUUCUGUUUUCAGUAGGUAUUAUGCUUAUCAUCACCCAAGGAAGAACUGAUUAAAUUUU